AUGACUCACCCACCUCCCCUGCCGUCGGCUGCACAGCACCAUCAACAGCCGUCCUCAACCACCCCACUAAUCUGUUCAGCACAAUAUCCGUCUACCUCGACCCAUCACCCGUUCCCACAAAACACCAACACAGCCAUAUCAACUAUAUUCGCCGCAGCUCCUGCCCAAAAUCAAGCAACACCACGAUUUUAUGUGGCACAAGACGGUGCUGCGUUCGAUAACUGCUUCAUCUCGGUGGCACACCAACAACAACAGAAUUGCUCACAACAGCAGCAACACGUGAUCAAUCAAGAGUAA
Anisakis simplex (herring worm) is the source of this 297-nucleotide messenger RNA. NCBI's taxonomy places the organism in Eukaryota, Metazoa, Nematoda, Chromadorea, Rhabditida, Anisakidae. The record is from the annotation of a GenBank genome assembly.